Molecule: messenger RNA, 2695 nt
Organism: Micropterus dolomieu (smallmouth bass)
Lineage: Eukaryota; Metazoa; Chordata; Actinopteri; Centrarchiformes; Centrarchidae
Product: cytochrome P450
Exons: 9
Coding region: 108-1718 (536 amino acids)
Biological process (GO): cortisol metabolic process; cellular response to peptide hormone stimulus; C21-steroid hormone biosynthetic process
Cellular component (GO): mitochondrial inner membrane
Molecular function (GO): oxidoreductase activity, acting on paired donors, with incorporation or reduction of molecular oxygen; iron ion binding; monooxygenase activity
Source: RefSeq, a predicted model, not a curated record
GUAGCCAUUAUCAGCAGCAUUCACAUCGGAGGAGAAUUACUGGCCGGCUCCUUCACUCCUGUUUGAACUUCAGACACUGCAGAAAACAGGCGGCUAAUACGGUUAAAAUGUUCAGAAGAUCGCUGGUAAACAUUGGACUGCGAGUGAACCGCCAACAACUUGAAGGGAUUCAGAGUGUGACCGAGGGACUGAAUCCAGUGAAGUAUGGAGACGUCCGCCGCCGCGACUCAUCUACCACCACCACCACCUCCGUGAUGGGUGACAACGUUAAACUGAAAACGAUGGACGAUUUAAGCGGGCCAAGUUUCAUGUAUACCUUAUACUGGCUUUUUGUAAAGGGGUAUCUGCAAACGGCGCAACAAAUGCAAAUUGAGCACAGCAAGAUCUACGGUCCUCUGUGGAAGUCAUCAUAUGGCCCUCUGGUCGUGGUGAACGUGGCCAGCGCUGAUCUCAUAGAGCAGGUUCUGAGGCAGGAGGGGAGACACCCAGUACGGACGGACAUGCCCCACUGGAGGGAGUACAGAGAGCUCAAGAACAAGGCCCACGGACCCCUGACAGAAAUGGGUGCCAACUGGCAGCGCAUCCGCAGCAUCCUGAAUCCUCGGAUGCUGAAGCCCAAACACGUCUCCUCCUACACUAACACCAUCAAUGAGGUGGUGACAGACUUCAUUGACAGAGUGGACUUUCUGAGGGAAACCAACGGCCAGGGAGUCAUGGUCAAUGACUUGACAGGAGAACUCUACAAAUUUUCUUUUGAAGGGAUUUCUUCAGUGUUGUUUGAGACCCGUAUGGGCUGCAUGGAUGAGGUGGUGCCUGAGGAAACCCAAAAGUUCAUCAUCUCCGUGGGGGAAAUGUUCCGGCUUUCCCCAAUCGUCAUCCUCUUCCCCAAGUCCACCUGGCCUUACCUUCCUUACUGGAAACAGUUUGUGUCAGUCUGGGACCAUCUCUUUAAAGUCGCUGAAGAGUUGGUGCAGAAGAAAAUGGAGGAGAUCCAGGAGAAAGUGCACUUGGACCAGAACGUAGAGGGAGCGUACCUCACACACCUGCUGCUCAGUGAUCAGAUGACGGUCACUGAGAUCCUGGGCAGCAUCACAGAACUCCUGCUGGCAGGUGUCGACACAACCUCCAACACUAUCUCAUGGUCUCUGUACCAACUGGCAAAGGAGCCAGAGAUCCAAGAACAGUUGUACCAGGAAGUGAUACGUGUUUGCCCAGGAGAUAAGGUGCCAAGCAGUGAUGACAUCGCUCAGAUGCCGUACCUGAAGGCCAUCAUCAGAGAGACGCUACGGCUGUAUCCAGUGGUACCAGGAAAUGCCCGUGUCACUGUUGAAAAUGAGAUUGUGGUGGGAGACCAUCUCUUCCCUAAAAAGACUCUGUUCCACCUGUGCCACUAUGCUGUGUCCUAUGAUGAGAAUAUUUUCCCUGACCCCCACACCUUCCUGCCACAGCGCUGGCUCAGGGUUGCGGAGGAGAAGUCCAAGCCGCACCCAUUCGGGUCAGUGCCAUUUGGUUUUGGUAUCCGGGCGUGUCUGGGAAGACGGGUGGCUGAGCUGGAGAUGUAUCUCCUCCUUUCCAGGUUGAUAAAACGUUAUGAGGUGAGGUCGGACCCUGCCGGAACCAUAGUCAAGCCAAUCACCAGAACUCUGCUUUGCCCUGCUAAACCAAUCAAUCUGCAGUUUCUGGACAGAAGAGUCCAGCAGGAGGAGCAGAGUGCAUGAGUUCCUCUGUGAGCUGUUUGUAUUCACACUGUGUUGCCUGCCUGUCACCAAGCAAGUUUAUAAAGAAUUCACAGGACUGGCUGGAAUGCAGUUAAUGCAAUGGAAUAAAAUACAAGCUGGUUGAAUAUGUAAUACGUUAUACAGUAAUGAGUAUAAUGCUGUAUGUACAGAAUUUGAAUGUUUUUUUUAAAUGUAAAUACAAACACUUUAACCCACAACACUCAUAAUAACAGUUUUCCUCUGGGGAUUUAUUUAGUUUAAGUUCCACAAAUGCAAUAUGUUUUCUCAGUUGUUUGGGGUGUUGCCUUGGAGCAGAGCUUUUCCGCCCUGCCCAUUGGGUUCACUGAAAACAUAAAUUUUUAAAAAGGGUUCUAUAAAAUAUAGUAAAUUUUUUUUAAUUUAAACAACUUUUCAUGUUUCCCCCCCCCCCUGUUUUCCUGUAUAAAAUGGUGAAGUAUGUUAAUUAGUUGUAUACUAACUUCAAGAAUAAUAUUCUUCGACAAAAAGUAUAUCGUAUUGAGUUUUUGCAUGUAAUUGUGACAAUCAAUCAGUUUUAUUGACCAAGUGUGUGCACACAUACAAAGAAAGUUACUCCAGUUUUAAGUUGCUCUCAAUUUCACACAGUUCCACAAACAAUUUUCAGCAGAAUAGAAAUAGACAUACAGUUAAAUAUACGAACAACUAAGCUAAAUAAAAAUAUAUACAUAUACAUAGAACUUUUGUGUACAUAGGCCUGUAAGUAGGUGAAGAAAUUGGUGUAUAUGUAAAUGUGUCUAAAAAGCAACGAUGACCAGUAGGUGGUCAUAUACAGUAUAUAUAGGCAAACAUGUCUAUGUAUAUACAGUGUGGGGGAUUUAUAUUUGACAGUGAUUAUAUGUACAUCUUGAAGAAGAUACGAUCAUUAUAAUUACGUUGUUUUGACAAGCAAACCUGUCUCCUGCCACCAUGAGAAAUAAAAUAAACUAAGUUUCUUGUUA